Molecule: messenger RNA, 771 nt
Organism: Rosa chinensis
Lineage: Eukaryota; Viridiplantae; Streptophyta; Magnoliopsida; Rosales; Rosaceae
Product: importin subunit alpha-1a-like
Exons: 1
Biological process (GO): NLS-bearing protein import into nucleus
Cellular component (GO): nucleus
Molecular function (GO): nuclear import signal receptor activity; protein binding
Source: RefSeq, a predicted model, not a curated record
AUGGGUUUUGUGUUUGGUGCUAAUGGUAUUGAUGAGAAAUUGGAGAAGAAGCUAGAGCACUUACCGUCCAUGGUUGCUGGUUGGAGUGAAGAGGGUACUCUGCAGCUCGAGGCAACUACUCAGUUUAGGAAGUUGCUAUCAAUUGAGCGCAGCCCUCCAAUUGAGGAAGUUAUUCAAUCUGGUGUUGUUCCUCGCUUUGUGGAGUUUCUAAUGAAGGAGAACUUUCAUCAACUUCAGUUCGAGGCAGCUUGGGCUCUCACAAACAUUGCGUCUGGGACUUCUGAGAACACAAAGGUGGUUAUUGAACAUGGUGCUGUUCCUAUCUUUGUCAAAUUACUGAGUUCUCCAAGUGAUGAUGUUCGUGAACACGCUGUUUGGGCGUUGGGAAAUGUUGCUGGUAAUUCUCCAAAAUGUCGGGAUCUGGUACUUGGCAGUGGAGCUCUGAUUCCAUUGUUAUCGCAGUUGAAUGAGCAUGCAAAGCUCUCUAUGUUGAGAAAUGCUACUUGGACAUUGUCAAACUUUUGCAGGGGCAAGCCACAGCCUCCUUUUGAUGAGGUUAAGCCAGCACUUCCAGCUCUAGCUCGUGUGAUUCACUCAAAUGAUGAAGAAGUCUUGACUGAUGCGUGUUGGGUUCUUUCAUACCUUUCUGAUGGUACUAAUGACAAAAUUCAAGCCGUUAUUGAGUCUGGAGUAUGCCCCAGGCUUGUUGAACUUCUGCUUCAUCCAUCUCCAUCCAUUACAGAUUUUAUAAUCACAAUGCUGGACCAGGUG